Alternaria postmessia is the source of this 1260-nucleotide messenger RNA. RefSeq lists its product as uncharacterized. The transcript has a single exon. The coding region runs from base 1 to 1260 and encodes 419 amino acids. Lineage: Eukaryota; Fungi; Ascomycota; Dothideomycetes; Pleosporales; Pleosporaceae. The record is from RefSeq and is a predicted model, not a curated record.
AUGUCGACCCGGCAUGCGCGUCUUCACAAACGAGGAUACUCCGCCUCAGCUGCUACGAGCCCGCGCCCUCUGAGCCCCGUUGCUGACUACGACGCCUUUACCUUUAAUCGUUCGGAAACACCCAAGGUCUUCGAAGAGUCUUGGAUAGAGACACAACGCCCCAUGCCGUCCACGACUUCCUCCCACCAGCUCAAGAUCAAGCCCUACCUGCGCAAGCUCUCGUCCAAGGAGAGCAGUGGGCUCGAUCUAUCACGACCUGCGGCCGAGAACGACCUCUCCGGUCUGGGCAUUUCAGAAUAUGGCGCCUACUCACGGUCCAUAUCCGACGUUACUUUUUCCCCAGUCAACGGCCGCCACAGACACAACCGCUCAACGUCCAACACGUCGCAGUUUUCCUCUUCCUCUGGGCUGCAGCGGCCGACACCCCUGCCGGCCAUUCGCCAGACUCCGCAGCCCUACACACCGCCAAUAGCCCACUCGUCACCGCCCUCAGUCCUGGGAAGCGACCACGAGGGUGAUGAUAUCAUGUCCGACGAUGAGUUCCGCCUGAGACAGAACGCGUACGAACCAGGACGCAGAUCCGGUUCCAUCUCCUCGGCACAGGGAACAUCCCUACGCAUCCACACCAACAAUUCAUCCACCCGCCUUGCUGGCAGCUACUCCCAGUCAUCCGUCUCGCUCACUUCCCCAGUCGGAGUACCUCGCGCGCGGGGUGAUACGCUCAAAUCCAUUGACACGACUUCACCCAGCUCGCGCACCUCGUUUGACCAGACAUACCGCUUCAUCCGCGGCGGACGCGACUCCCCCGUUGACCCUGCCUCGAGAGCUGCGUCCAUCCGUGCUGCGCGACAGAAGUUCGAAGAGGAACAGCGAGCCAAAGAGCGGAAGUACGAGAAAGAGGCGCACAAGCAACAGGAGCGCGACUUCAAGAAACAACAGAAGAAAGAAGAUCACCACCGUCGCAAGUCAGAAACGCUCGAUCGGACUGAGAUAAACCGUACGCGCACUGUAUCUACUGAUUAUGAGAAGACGCCACGGCCCUCGGUGGGAGGCCGCCCUUCAGUGGGUGGGCGCCAGUACUCAGACCAUCGCGAGGCUCACUCCAACUCGCUGCCGAAGCUUGUGACUACGGUCGACCCCGAGAAAGCAGCCGCCUUCUCCGCCACACCCAAGGUUACAAAGAGCCGAGCCGCAAAGGGCACAUGGCAACGAUUCGUCAUCUGGCUCAAGACUCGACUGCUGCGCAUGUCGGGGAAGUAG